AUGGCUAUCAAACGAAUUCACUUCCUCGUUCACGGCAGCGUGCAAGGUGUCUUUUACCGCAAAUUCGCAGUAGACGCAGCGAGAAAAUACUCACUCACCGGGUUCGUGCGGAAUAUCCCAAACGGCAAAGUUGAGGGCGAGGCCCAGGGGGAGGAGAAUUUAAUCAGGCAGUUUGUGAAGGACCUGGAUAAAGGUCCGGAGCUGGCAAAUGUGAUUAGGGUUGAUCAGAACGAGAAGGAGGUGGUAGAUGGGGAGACAGAGUUUAGAAAGGUUAAGAACCCGAGGUGA
Messenger RNA from Morchella importuna, 288 nucleotides. RefSeq lists its product as uncharacterized. The transcript has 3 exons. The record is from RefSeq and is a predicted model, not a curated record. The coding region runs from base 1 to 288 and encodes 95 amino acids. Gene Ontology annotation, molecular function: acylphosphatase activity. Lineage: Eukaryota; Fungi; Ascomycota; Pezizomycetes; Pezizales; Morchellaceae.